GGGAAGGAGGAGGCGACCUCCGCGUGCGUUGAUUGGACGCGAGGCCGCCGCCGGAGGAGGGAAACAGUCAAAUUGAUACUUUGUUUUCUCCGCCCGAUGGGCCUCAAUGUAACAAAUAAAAGAUACAGUAACUCUCCAGAUGAUGGCCUACCUUCUCUUUAAAUCAUAUGGAGAAUUGGCUAAACCACUCCCUUACACAUUCUCACCUCUCUCUCUGGUUUGAAAGUGCCAAGAUGUCAGAAAGUACAGUGGAUCUCACUAAAUUUAACAUUGAUGCACCUCGUUGGGAUCAGACAACUUUUGUGGGCAGGCUUAAGCACUUUUUCAACAUCACAGAUCCUCGCACAGUGUUAAUGUCAAAUGCAACCCUCGACAAAGCCAAGGAUCUGGUUGACAGUUUCAGAGCAGGGUCUGUGCCUCCAGGUACGACAGAGGAGCAGUUACACUAUGCGAAGAAACUGUACGACUCUGCAUUUCACCCAGACAGUGGAGAAAGGAUGAAUUUAAUUGGGCGAAUGUCAUUUCAGGUCCCUGGUGGAAUGGCUAUCACUGGCUUCAUGCUGCAGUUUUACAGGACAGUUCCAGCAGUGGUGUUUUGGCAGUGGGUGAACCAGUCAUUUAAUGCCUUGGUCAAUUAUACCAAUAGGAACGCAGCUUCGCCAAUUACUACAAAACAAAUAGGAGUAGCGUAUUUGACGGCAACCAGCACUGCCCUAGCAACUGCAGUUGGACUGAAUCUAUACACAAAGAAAGCUCCCCCUUUAUUGGCACGCUGGGUCCCUUUUGUUGCCGUGGCAGCUGCUAACUGUGUGAACAUUCCAAUGAUGAGACAACAGGCUGUAAAGUUCCUGCUCCCAAUUAGUGACCUGGGUUUGACAUGAUGAAUUUGUGCGUUUGCUGAAGAUAGGAUAUCUCUGCCGAGAUGGAUACAAAACGGUGCUGGGCUACUGACUUGA
Molecule: messenger RNA, 956 nt
Organism: Rhincodon typus (whale shark)
Lineage: Eukaryota; Metazoa; Chordata; Chondrichthyes; Orectolobiformes; Rhincodontidae
Gene: sfxn2
Product: sideroflexin 2
Exons: 8
Coding region: 168-881 (237 amino acids)
Biological process (GO): serine import into mitochondrion; monoatomic ion transport
Cellular component (GO): mitochondrial inner membrane
Molecular function (GO): monoatomic ion transmembrane transporter activity
Source: RefSeq, a predicted model, not a curated record